AUGCGUUUGCGAUCUAACCACGUCCUGGAACCGGUCGCCGAACGGCAGCCGCCGCGUCGCCGCCGUGGCACCCGAGGCUCAUCGGCACAGCCAGAGCCAGAGGCAGCGCCAAAAGCCACUGACCCGGAACCAACCUCGACUUCAGCUAAACCCACCCGGAAAGGCCGCCCUGCCAAAAAGAGCAAGGCAAAGAAGGCCUCCCAAAAGGAUGAGUUAGUUUCCUCCCCGAAUGUUUCUCCCAGCGUUUCCCGUAGCGUUUCCCCCAGCGUUCGUUCCCUUGCCUCCACCGAUGAUGAAGGCAAAACCCCACGUGAGGCACGCUAUGCACGCCGCCAAUUCAAAAGGUCGCCGACCAUGAUGCUUGCCCUCUCCCCAGUGGCAGAAGAACCUUCAUCCUCCCCAGCCCCCCUACCACCCCAACCCGCCCAUGCCCUUGGAUUACCCACCGUGGAGUCCCCUACCCGGACGACUCAAUAUGAGAGCCCAGCUUGUUCACGGGUGUUAUUCCCAGUGACAGAUGCUGCUACAGGCUUCAACGCAGCUUCUCAAAGCGGUGAUAUCUUCUACACACCCGCUGUGCAGCACUCAGUGCCGGCAACGGUUCUCAACCCCGCUAUCGUCUCCCCAGAACUGGAAGCGGUUGUGACACCAUCUGCGCCAUCCCCCAAGCCAGAUGUCUUCAAUGCCACUACUGCGCAAAGCCCAGUCUUGGACCACGCCGAGUUCUCUCCAAUGGCUGAUGUCUUUUACACCCCCGCUGUGUAUAGCCCAGUGCUUGAGCCGGACCUGACCCACAAUGUGUUCUCUACGGUGGCCGAGGUCUCAUCCCCCACUGUACACUACCCGGUGUUGGAAGCAUAUUCAAGCCCUGCCGAGAGCUCCCCAGUGUCGGAUGCAUUUUACACACCUACCCUGUUCUCCCCAGCGGCAGAGGAUGUACAUACUCUCGUUGAAGAGGAUGCAAUGGAAGGAGUGGUAUUCUCUAUUCCAACUUUACUGGAGGAUGUACUGGAUUCGCCGCCUGAGUCUCACGUUGGGACUCCCAUUCAGCCCAACACCCGUCUUCCCUCCCUAUGGCCCUCCCUUAUGGAUCCCCGCCCAUGGAUUUUCCCUUCUGCUUUUACCUCGCAGCCCACAGUUGGAAGUCCCGUUACUGAUCAAGCUAUGACCAGUGCCGAGCAUCCGUUUGAACCACAUGGAGAAGCCCAAUCCGAAAUCCCUAAGCCACCCACCGGCUUAUCCGCCCAGCCAAACAGCAGACGUAUGUUCUCCCAGCCAGCCCAAGGCCGACGAAAGUUGAAACCCUUCUUCUAUUGUCCCAAAGGAUAUAUCCCAGCCCGUCGUUUCGACAUUUCCUAUGGCAACCAGCUGACAAAUCGCCAAGAUGAAUCCAGAAAACGGACUAGAAGCGACGAGGAGGAAACCCCGGUGAAGCGCUACAAACUUGCACAGGCCAUAACUCCCCGUGGCUCGCUAAUUCAUCCUCGUCCCCGUACAACUUAUGCAGAUCGCACCCGGAGACGACAAGCCGAAGUGGGUGGACGAAUCCAUUCCACCAUGUUCCGUGUCCCUGAAUAUUUGGCCCAAAAAAGUGCAGAUGCAAGGUCUGCCCCUCCACCUAAUGACACUGAAAGCCAGGACCAGACUACGGCUGCCCCUACAAGUGCUCUUCCCCUUGAGGACCACACCCCUGCUGCUACCCCUGGAGCGCCCAGCAGCCCUGGAUGGGGACGAUGGAUGGUUGAUGGGGUCUCGCGGAGAUUGACGAGCCUUGUGAGCAGGCAAAGUUCCCCACAGAGAGGAAAUACUCUGCAUAAUCACAACCAUGAACAGCGACAAGUUCAACAUGAAGCUGGACCUGAUCACCAUAACCGGAACGUGAAUAUCAAUGGUACUUCAUCUUCAGCUUCUGCCCAGCCAUCAAUCCGUGACUCGGCUACUUCCACAACUCUUGCAGUUAAGGGCUCGAAGCAGGACCCCUCUCAGGGAGCCACUGCCGGGUCGCGCAACAGAUAUGGAGGUUAUGAUCUUUUCGGCGCUGGAUUUACCGCGGAGCAACGAGCCCGCUGGCACAUCAAUACAGCACCUGCCCCAACAUCGUCUGUGUCUACUGCGCCGAUUACUGCUGCCACAAAUGCGGCUCCAGCUCCAGUGCAGCCGCAUACCCCAGCCCAUGAAGAACCAGUCUCAUCGAAGCGCAAAAGGCAGCCAACCCCAGAGGUGAUCCCAAACCCGCCGGGCUGUAGCUAUGGGCUCAACGACGACUAUUUCAUCUACUCCGACGACGAAUGGGAUGCACAGGAAGCCAGCGGCGCAAAUAUCGCCCCUGGCAUGGAGCCAAGCAGCUCCAAUAAGGUUAGCGCCCAACGCUCACCGAACUCCAACAAACAGGGACAGUCUAAGACCCCUGAUUCCUCCUCCCGCCCAGAGAAGCGUGCCUCCAAAAGGGCGCGUGUCGAACGCCCGCCCAACUUUAACGACGCGGGCCACUUUGAGGUUCCGUACUCCAGUUCGGAAGCCUCGAGUUCGACCCGCAGCACCCCGCUCCCGACGGCUGGUUCAUCUUCUAGCCCCGAAAAGCCUGCUAGCCCGGAAAAGCGCGUCUCCAGAAGAUCGCGUGUCGAACGCCCACCCAACUUCAACCACGCGGGCCACUUCGAGGUCCCGUACUCCAGUUCUGAUACCUCGGGCUCGCCCCAGAGCAACCAGCGAUCUUCGCCCCCGACCAACCAACGAUCGUCGCCCCAGAGCAAUCAAAGCUCCUCUUCCCUAUCAAGAUUCCCCCGCGAUGGAGGUUCGGAUGUCUCCGUCGACGAUGUUGACCAACAGCGUCAUCAAGCGCAGUCAACCCCUCGCAAAGGGCAAGAGUUCUCGAAGACCAGCCCUCCGGACACGGAACUCAUCAAGAGGGCUCGGAAGCAGGCUGAACAGUACAAGCCGAAGACACCAAGUCGCCUGCGCGCCGCCCAUCGAUUCUCUAGCAGCAACACCAGCCUUGGUAACUCGCUGGUUGGACAGCACGAGAACGUCCCCCCGACGGAGGACCCUGCCAUUCGCCGCCGUCGCCUGAUGAGAAGGUCAACUCUGGCCGGGGCAUGCCCCCGUGGCGAUUUCAACAAUAUCGCCUGGCCAGAGUUUGACACCUGGGGCAACCGCCUCCGGUCCUUCAUUGACGACAACGUCGUCUCUUCCGGCAGAAGACACCUGGGGAAACUCCGGCCGGAGAAGCAGGGCGCUGUCAAUGCCCGCUUCAAGGCGGCCGUCGCCAAGAGGCGCGCCGGGGAGCGAGUGAAGGCCUCGGCCUUCAAAUUUGAAGAAUUGUGGAGAGUUUGA
Penicillium olsonii is the source of this 3333-nucleotide messenger RNA. NCBI's taxonomy places the organism in Eukaryota, Fungi, Ascomycota, Eurotiomycetes, Eurotiales, Aspergillaceae. The record is from the annotation of a GenBank genome assembly.